Messenger RNA from Symbiodinium natans, 1887 nucleotides. Lineage: Eukaryota; Dinophyceae; Suessiales; Symbiodiniaceae. The record is from the annotation of a GenBank genome assembly.
AUGGAUUACAUCUGGCUGGGCAGUCAGUUACCGCUGGUGGACGGCUUAGCGUUUGGUACUGGCACGCCGGUGCUGCUGGACCCAUCGUCCUUCUGGGGCCACCAUGAGCUGGAGUCCUACGUGAGUAGCGGGUCGAGCUCAAGCUCUGCCCUUGAGCCAGCCCCCUGCACCGGCGUGUGCAAACGCUGCAGGUCCUCCGUGGACCGACGGCAGAUGGCUGCGGAGGGCCUGCGGGCCUUCCGCGCCUCUGAGAAGGGUGGCCCUCGGCCCCAACGCUUGCCAGAUCGGACUUGGGUGACUGCCAAGUACUGGGGCAUCCGGCAGGAUCAGAUCGAGGAGCUCUUUGACCUCUGCCAGAUGGAGCCCGACUGGUACGACGAAUGCAGCGUCCAUGACUUUGUGAAUACUUUUGUGAAGCCCGCCACCCGUGGCACCGAGAUGGGCUACGCGCUUAUGCUCAACCAAGAGGAGCCCCAGCAAGUCACGAUCAUGAUCUCGCAUGCCUGGGUGGAGAACACGCGGGACUUUUUCCAAGACGUGCUGUCCAACACAUGGGCGAUGGAAGUUGCCUUCAUCUGCUUUCUUUCCAAUUUUCAAGGCACCCCUGAGCAGAUCAACGCGCAGUUGGGCAACAACAUCAUGAAGAGCCCCUUCACUGAAGUCAUCAGCAGUAGCACCUGCCAGCGGAUGCUCGUGGUGCCCAACGAAGCUCUCCGGGAAAGUGGGCAGGGCUUAUACAGCAGGCUCUGGUGCAUCUGGGAGAUCAAGGUGGCAGCCGAUGCCGGGCUUCCUAUCAUGAUUGUACCUCGGAAGAGUGACGAAGAGUACCUACUGGGAACCUCCACCAUGUCUUCCAAGAACGCGCGCUGCGGCAAUCCAGAGCUGCCAAUGAACAAGGACGAGAGGCUGAUACGAGCGGCCAUUGACAAUCUCCCUCCCCAAAGCGCUCGCUCCCGCGCUGUCGGCUUCUUCUUGGUGUGCUUCUCCGUGUCCUAUGGUGCGUGCAUCGGGGCCAGCUUGAUGAAGGACUACAGCGGCCUGCUGGCGGGCGUGGGGGGCGGCCUGUGUGUGGGCAUGUUCUUCAUGGCCUGCAUUGCGCAAGGCGUGAGGAAGUGCGUGUGGAAGUUGCGCGACCGCGACGGGUACCACAUCCUGGACAAGGUCAUUCGAGGCUCGGCCAUGGGCGCCUACGCUUGGAGGCGCAUCAGCGUCGACCGAGACGUCUUGCCUUUGGUGGUGACGUGCCUCUUGUUCGCCGCCGUCUUCAUGUUUUGGCGCUAUGCCCUGUCGCACAACCCGCUGCACAUCCCGGUGGCGGCCACCGAGGGCAUGGGGGUCGCGCUGCUUCUGUUCUUCAUGUUCCAGGUCAACUUGCUGGGUAUGCUGCACGGGAACUUCUUCAUCUUUCGCAGGACGCAGCUGCUGGCCACAACCGUGCUCUUCUCAUGCGCGACGGCCGGCUCCAUCAUUGGCUGGAAGUCGACCGGGGAAUGCGACGGGAUGAUCGGCCUCGGAGCCAAUCUCGGUUUCUUGUCGGGCGUGCUCAUCAUCAGCACUGUCACGCAACACUGGGUCCAUGCUCUGGCAAACAUGCUGAUGAUCGGCAUCAUGCUCCUGGCGCGGUAUCUCAGCCCCAUCCUGUGGCGGGAGUACUUCCUCAUCCUCUGCGGGAGCAUUGGUCUCCUGGUCUUGCCGGACUGGCGGCACUGGCAGCGAGGCCUGAUGCUGCUUAUCGCCCUUUCGUCCCUACUUGGACUGGAGAUGAUCUACCUGCUCUUCGACCGGAACAGCGGCUACGACGUGCUCUUCUGCCGGUCCAACAUGGCCAGCAUCGCCAGCGUCUACAUGAUGCAUCACAGCCACAGAGCCGUCAACGCUACGGUGUAG